Molecule: messenger RNA, 1237 nt
Organism: Procambarus clarkii (red swamp crayfish)
Lineage: Eukaryota; Metazoa; Arthropoda; Malacostraca; Decapoda; Cambaridae
Source: RefSeq, a predicted model, not a curated record
AUGGCAACGGCUUCCAUUACCUCGCACGUAAAUUCUCGGGUGGUCUACGAUUUUCGAUCUUCCUCACCCGGCUCCUCUACACCAGCAGCUUCACCUUCCCCAUUAAGCACCUCCUCACCCGGCUCCUCUACACCAGCAGCUUCACCUCCCCCAUCAAGCACUUCCUCACCAAACUCCUCUACACCAGCAGCUUCACCUCCCCCAUCAAGCACCUCCUCACCAGACUCCUCUACACCAGCAGCUUCACCUCCCCCGUCAAGCACUUCCUCACCAGACUCCUCUACGUUAGCCCCUACAACACCCUCUCCUAACACCCAACCCACAAACUUGACGGAGCCUUCUGGGCCCCACCCGCCCACAACCACCGCCCAGCCACCAUCAACUUCACCAAGUCCUUCAACAUCUGAGACGCAAGAAACAACCGCCUCGUCUACAACAACUUCAGAGCACUCGUCACCUUCCCAGGAAACAACAACGAUUCUUCCGACUACGCCAUUAUCACCUGAAGCAUCCCCAGACUCUAUACAGAAGCGCGAGUCGUCUUUUCGUACGUCCCUCCCACAAGCUUAUUCUUCUCACCCAAGGAUCUCCUCUCCUCAGUUUCUCAUUUACGGCCCCGCACUCCCCGCCUGCGCCGGCAACACCAGCAAGUCCUGGUGCCUCGAAGACUCCCAGUACCCCACCUACCAGAUAAAACACGCUGUUGAGAACAACUAUGAAAAAGUACUCUCACUCUAUGCUGAAGUAGAAGACCUGAAUACAGAACUCUCCGUUGAUCGUCCUAAGACCCUGAAGGAGGAGACUUACCUCUGCCCAUCAGAAACCGCCUACGUCAGACCUCUGCGUGCCGAGAACACUGAGGGCAAGUGGCGGGUCAUCGUCAACAACAUUAAGGCACAUUACGUGACUCUCACACAAAGUACCCGUAUAGAAGAGUGCCUGAAAUCUGGCCAGGCCUGUCCCCUGGUGCCUGAGUGUUACGAGUCCAAGUGCCUUCAGAAGUCCAUCUACCACCGCUUCCUCGUCUACGACCCCUAUGAUCAGUACUUCCCCUUCGCCAUCGAGACCUUCAAGCUGCCCGCCAGCUGCGCCUGUCUCCUGGACGCAUCUACCAUCGACCACUAAGGACAUUCAAAUACUUCUCCACAUGUUAGAAAUAAUGUACGUUAGGCCAAAAAUAAUUUAAAGUCUUUCAACAAGUUUAGCCACUCACGCUAAGCAAGAGGUUCCCUGUGGC